Molecule: messenger RNA, 2028 nt
Organism: Mytilus trossulus (common blue mussel)
Lineage: Eukaryota; Metazoa; Mollusca; Bivalvia; Mytilida; Mytilidae
Exons: 2
Coding region: 32-2008 (658 amino acids)
Source: RefSeq, a predicted model, not a curated record
CAUAAACUAAACCCUCAUUUUACGUGACACCAUGGCCAGAACUGUAUUCUUGUUGCUUGGAUUAUUUCUUCCCGUUCUGAUACAAUCAGAUGGUACGUUUGAUCCAAAUGCCUUAGGCUUUGGAAUGAGCGGCGGGUCUGAAAGUGGAUCUAAAACUGGUGGGUCUACUGGAGGAUUCGGAGGAAGUGGGUUCGGACAGAGCAGCGGAUCUGGAAGUGGAAGUGGAUCUGCAAGUGGUGGAUUCGGAGGAAGUGGUUUUGGACAGAGCAGCGGAUCUGGAAGUGGAAGUGGAUCUGCAAGUGGUGGAUUCGGAGGAAGUGGUUUUGGUCAGAGCAGCGGAUCUGGUAGCGGAUCUGCAAGUAGUGGAUUCGGAGGAAGUGGUUUUGGUCAGAGCAGCGGAUCUGGAAGUGGAAGUGAAUCGGCAAGUGGUGGAUUUGGAGGAAGUGGUUUUGGUCAGAGCAGCGGGUCUGGAAGUGGCUCUGCAAGUGGUGGAUUUGGAGGAAGUGGGUUUGGACAGAGCAGCGGGUCUGGAAGUGGAUCUGGAAGUGGUGGAUUUGGAGGAAGUGGGUUUGGACAGAGCAGCGGUUCUGGAAGUGGAUCUGGAAGUGGAUCUGCAAAUGGUGGAUUUGGAGGCAGUGGUUUUGGCCAGAGCAGCGGAUCUGGAAGUGGGUCAGGAAGUGGAUCUGCCAGUGGUGGAUUUGGAGGAAGUGGUUUUGGACAGAGCAGCGGAUCUGAAAGUGGAAGUGGAUCUGCAAAUGGUGGAUUUGGAGGAAGUGGUUUUGGACAAAGCAGCGGGUCUGGAAGUGGAAGUGGAUCUGCAAGUGGUGGUUUUGGAGGCAGUGGUUUUGGCCAGAGCAGCGGAUCUGGAAGUGGGUCAGGAAGUGGAUCUGCAAGUGGUGGAUUUGGAGGCAGUGGUUUUGGCCAGAGCAGCGGAUCUGGAAGUGGGUCAGGAAGUGGAUCUGCCAGUGGUGGAUUUGGAGGAAGUGGUUUUGGACAGAGCAGCGGAUCUGAAAGUGGAAGUGGAUCUGCAAGUGGUGGAUUUGGAGGAAGUGGUUUUGGACAAAGCAGCGGGUCUGGAAGUGGAAGUGGAUCUGCAAGUGGUGGUUUUGGAGGCAGUGGUUUUGGCCAGAGCAGCGGAUCUGGAAGUGGGUCAGGAAGUGGAUCUGCAAGUGGUGGAUUUGGAGGCAGUGGUUUUGGCCAGAGCAGCGGAUCUGGAAGUGGGUCAGGAAGUGGAUCUGCCAGUGGUGGAUUUGGAGGAAGUGGUUUUGGACAGAGCAGCGGAUCUGGAAGUGGAAGUGGAUCUGCAAGUGGUGGAUUUGGAGGAAGUGGUUUUGGACAAAGCAGCGGGUCUGGAAGUGGAAGUGGAUCUGCAAGUGGUGGUUUUGGAGGCAGUGGUUUUGGCCAGAGCAGCGGAUCUGGAAGUGGGUCAGGAAGUGGAUCUGCAAGUGGUGGAUUUGGAGGAAGUGGUUUUGGACAGAGCAGCGGAUCUGGCAGUGGAAGUGGAUCUGCAAGUGGUGGAUUUGGAGGAAGUGGGUUUGGUCAGAGCAGCGGAUCUGGAAGUGGAUCUGGAAGUGGUGGAUUUGGAGGGAGUGGUUUCGGACAGAGCAGCGGGUCUGGAAGUGGAUCAGAAAGUGGAUCUGGAAGUGGUGGUUUUGGAGGAAGUGGUUUUGGACAGAGCAGCGGAUCUGGCAGUGGUGGAUCUUCUGGAGGAUUUGGAAGUGGUUCUGGUUUUGGUAGUGGAUCAGGGAGUGAAUCCGGCAGUGGCGAGUCUUCUGGAGGAUUCGGAAGUGGUUCCGGUUUUGGUAGUGGAUCAGGCAGUGGAGGAACUUCUGGGGGAUUUGGAAGUGGUUCUGGGUUUGGUAGCGGUAGUUCUUCGUCAAGCAGUGGUGGUUCUUCAAGCAGCAGCAGCAGCAGCAGCAGCAGCAGCAGCAGCAGCAGCAGCAGCAGUUCUGGUACAUUUGACCCGAAUGCAAUUAAUGCUAAUUUUGGAAGUUUUGGUGGAAAAUAAAGUACAGAGUUAAAAUGUGA